This is a messenger RNA of Gigantopelta aegis, 2908 nucleotides long. Its product is annotated as sushi, von Willebrand factor type A, EGF and pentraxin domain-containing protein 1-like. Gene Ontology annotation, biological process: signal transduction. The transcript has 17 exons. Bases 62 to 2908 code for a protein of 948 amino acids. Gene Ontology annotation, molecular function: calcium ion binding. Gene Ontology annotation, cellular component: cell surface. Lineage: Eukaryota; Metazoa; Mollusca; Gastropoda; Neomphalida; Peltospiridae. The record is from RefSeq and is a predicted model, not a curated record.
CACUGAUGUAGGAUUUGGUGAUGAGGUCAACGUGGAAUGUCUGUUAGAAAAUGGCUCACUGAUGAAUAAGACUCUUUACUGUGAAUAUGACAACCAGAACAAGUCCUACUCUCUUCAAGGAGACUCUCCUGUCUGUCCAGUUGUUGAUUGUGAUCAACCAGAGAAGAUUCCUGGAAUGAAAACACCGACUGUGACUGGCACAACUGUAAACAGUAGUUUUACCUUUGAGUGUACAGAGGGAGCAACGAAAAGUGGGCUAUCAUCAGAUGGAAGUCAGUCUACUGUCACCUGCCAACCAAAUGGAAGGUGGGGAUUUGGAAACCUCACAUGCAAGGCUGCUCGCUGCACUGAUCCAGGUACACCUGGUGGUGGGACACAGAUCGUUGACGGUUACGAGGGUGGUCAGUCUGUCUCGUAUAACUGCACACGGAUGGGAUAUACACCUGAUCCACCUGGAGAACUCUUCUGUAUUAUUAGUUCUAGUGGAGCUGCUAACUGGAAUGGAACCAUGCCAAGGUGUAAAGAUACAACACCUCCACAGUUUACAAACUGUCCAACUAGUAAUAUAUCCAUCGACAGUUUGGAUGUUCCAGGCUUUGCUGUACCAGACGCCCAGGACAACUCUGGACUGGUGGUAUCAAUAAGUGUAACUCCUCAAAACUUUGAUCCAUGGAAGCCAGUCAGAGGUGCAACUACGGUGACCUACACAGCUACUGAUGGAGAAGGCAACACUGCUGACUGUGUAAUUCAGAUUAUACUCAAAAAUCGAGAAUUUCCAAAUCUUACUUGCCCUGAUUCCCUGAAGCUCAGCAUCAAUGAUACAGUAUCAAGGGAAGUAAAUCUUACCCAGUAUAUCACGUCUAACAGCCCUCUGAGUAACAUUCCAUCAGAGACGGUGAGCUUCUCUACAUAUGGACAGACAAAGAAUUACCGUGUGUCCUCCACCAAUGAUAUGGGCAUGACAAGUUCAUGUGCUUUUCAAGUGGAAAUUGCUGCAACAAAAUGUUUUGAACAAAUUCAGAACAGCCUCACCAAUGCUGAUGUGAGCCAUGCACAUAAUGCUGAUGGGACUGUUAAUAGCACCACAGUGACCUGUAAACCUGGGUUUGCAUUCUCUGAUGGGAACACAUCACUUCAGUAUCAAUGUACGGGAGAGAACAUGUGGAGUCCGGCUCUGCCUCUCAUCGACUGUGUUGAGUAUAAGGAAUCUAUUUACACAUUUGUAAUUAAUGUGGUGUAUGGCAGUGGAAAAGUAUUAAAUGAAACGUGUGUCUCAGAACAUGACAAUCUGGUGAAACAAGUAGUUGCUGCUGACAACACUCUGGGUAAAUUAUGUCGGAAAGACUUCAGCAAUUAUUAUUCUUUCAGUGCCUCUUCUAUCCAGACAUCCUCAACAUUUUUUAAGCUUAACUCAACUUUAGUACUGGAAGUUUUGAAUUUUGAUGGAAAUACUGAUAAUAUGGAUAGUUGUGCUGUAGAAAUUAAUAAGUACUUCCAAACUAUUUUGAAAUACACUAUGAAUACAUCUUGUGGACCAAUAGAUGUCAGUGGAGGUGCAGGCUUCCUGAAGAAAGGGUCAUCGUGUGAUACUAGAUUUCAACUGGUAACAGUAUCUGGAAGUCCUAAGUGUCUGCCUUGUUCACCUGGAACAUACUUCAGCAAUGAGGCCUGUCUUCCUUGUUCAGAUGGAACAUAUCAAGACACAGCAGGAGCAACAUCUUGCAAGAGUUGUCCAGACAACAAGGCAUCACUUACACCAUGGAUAAGUGAAGAUCAGUGCAUUGACAGGUGCAUUGAUGGUUUCUUUUCUUCAACUGGCUUGCCUCCUUGCACUGCCUGUCCGGUGGAUACGUACUGGAAAAACUCAACAUUCUGUGAACCUUGUCCUACUGAUGGAUCAACGUUACACAAACAAGCUUCAAAGACUGAGUCAGAUUGUAAAGCUGCUUGUGCACCCGGCAAUUAUUCCAUCACUGGCUAUGAACCAUGUAGCAAAUGUCCCAAGAACUUCCAUGCCAUAUCUUCAUCUGUAAAAUCCCAGACAACAUGUACUGAAUGUCCAGAUAAUAGUUUUACUGUAGGAGAUGGACACACAGACUCAGCGGCUUGUAACAAUACAGAUCUAUGUACAGAUUGUAGUGGACAUGGAAGUUGUCAGAUGGUUAACCAUGAACCAUACUGUAACUGUGACACAGGCUUCACAGGUUCCGACUGCAACCAAGCCAUUGAUUUCUGUUCGUCCAGUCCUUGUGAAAACGGUGGAGAUUGCAUGUCCGAGUCGUCAGGAUUUACAUGUACCUGUCCAGCAGCAACAGAAUGUAAUAUUUCUGAGGAUGGGAAUUUUUUGGCUGGAGUGACGUCAACAACAUAUCUGGAAUCAUCGAUAGUCACAGAUCUUAAUACAUGCAAAACAAAAUGUCAAAACAGGAUUGACUGCAAAGCAGCUGCAUACCAUAAUAAUAACAAAUUAUGCGUGAUCUACAAUGAAGCCCAGACUGGUGGAAAAGCUCCUAACCCGGAUUAUACUUGGCUGAACAAAACAUGCAUGUACAACUACUAUUUCAGUGGUACCUACUGUGAACAAGAUUUACGAAAUAACUGCAGCGAUACCUCAUGCAGCGAACAAGAUAUGUGCAUGGAUCUGAUUGAUGAUUUUCAGUGCGUCUGCCCGAAAUCUGGAGGAUAUUCUGGACCAAGAUGUGAAAAGGACUCUGAUCUGUGUAAAGACAACCCCUGUACACAUGGAACAUGUCUUGCAUUUGGAGAUGUGCGCUAUCAGUGUGUGUGUGAUGCGGGAUUCACUGGAGCAUCCUGUGAGACCAACAUCAGUAAGUGUAUAAUCUGCAUUACAGGCUUCAAACUUAUUUGUUAUGCAAAUAAGACAAAUAUAAUGGUGUUCCAUGGAUAA